Molecule: messenger RNA, 2686 nt
Organism: Solanum lycopersicum (tomato)
Lineage: Eukaryota; Viridiplantae; Streptophyta; Magnoliopsida; Solanales; Solanaceae
Product: phospholipid:diacylglycerol acyltransferase 1-like
Biological process (GO): lipid metabolic process
Cellular component (GO): cytoplasm
Source: RefSeq, a predicted model, not a curated record
CCCUGCUCCGAUCACCCCACCCCCUACAAACCCCUCUGUAAUUAUUCAUACAAAACACUAAUUUCAAGAAAAUGGGUUGUUUAUUGAACUUAAACUAGCUUAAAUUUGGUAUAUUUUUGUUGUUCUAUUUAUAGAAAACUCUGUUUUUUUUCUUCUUCUUCUUAAUAAUAAUAUAUAGUAUUUGCUUGCUCUGACAAUAUAUAUACAUAUACAAGUGUAUUUGUAUAUGUAUUUACAGAGCUAGGGUUUGAUUCUUGAGAUUUGAUUAGCUUAAGAGUGAAUAAAUAAGCUGAUUUUCAGUCACUCAAUAAGUUCUGUAAAUACAUACAUGUCAAUACUAAGGCGUAGGAAAGGCACAGAAAACAAGAAAACAGAGCCGGAGUAUGAAGAAUUUAAGGAGAAGAAGAGUUUGAGGGAGUUAAAGGGGAGGGGAAGAUGGAGUUGUGUGGAUGGUUGUUGUUGGUUUGUUGGUUGUAUAUGUUGUAUAUGGUGGUUAUUGUUGUUUCUUUACAACGCAAUGCCAGCAUCUUUUCCACAGUAUGUGACGGAGGCGAUAACGGGGCCCUUGCCGGAUCCACCAGGAGUCAAAUUGGCUAAGGAAGGGCUAAGAGCUAAGCAUCCCGUGGUAUUUGUACCUGGGAUUGUCACUGGUGGACUUGAGUUGUGGGAAGGACAUCAAUGUGCUGAAGGUUUGUUUAGGAAGAGACUGUGGGGUGGUACUUUUGGUGAAUUGUACAAAAGACCUCUUUGCUGGGUGGAACAUAUGUCACUUGAUAAUGAAACUGGAUUGGAUCCUUCUGGUAUAAGGAUUAGACCUGUCUCUGGGCUUGUAGCAGCUGAUUACUUUGCUCCAGGUUAUUUUGUUUGGGCUGUUUUAAUUGCCAAUUUGGCUCGCAUUGGAUAUGAGGAGAAAAACAUGUAUAUGGCUGCCUAUGAUUGGAGGAUCUCAUUUCAGAACACUGAGGUGCGAGAUCAAACCCUAAGCAGAAUUAAAAGUAACAUAGAACUCAUGGUGGCUUCAAGUGGUGGGAAAAAGGUGGUUAUAAUUCCGCACUCAAUGGGUGUUCUAUACUUCUUGCAUUUCAUGAAAUGGGUAGAGGCGCCAGCUCCAAUGGGUGGAGGAGGUGGAUCAGAUUGGUGUGCUAAACAUUUAAAAGCAGUAAUGAACAUUGGAGGACCCUUUUUGGGUGUCCCGAAAGCAGUCUCAGGUUUAUUCUCAGCUGAAGCCAAGGAUAUUGCUGCUGCCAGGUCUAUGGCCCCAAGUUUCUUAGAAAAUGAAAUGUUCAACUUUCAAACUUUACAGCAUGUAAUGCGAAUGACUCGUACAUGGGAUUCAACAAUGUCAAUGAUACCUAAAGGUGGGGACACAAUCUGGGGUGGACUGGAUUGGUCCCCUGAAGAAGGCCAUGAAUGUAAUGAAAAGAAGCCAAAGAAUAAUAGCACCCAGACAUCAGAGAGUGACAGGACCAGAAAGUCGGCUAAUGCUACUCGUGUGAAGUAUGGAAGAUUAAUAUCAUUUGGGAAGCAUGUAGCUAAUUUGCACUCAUCAGAGAUUGAGAGGAUUGACUUCAGAGAUGCUCUUAAAGGUAAAAGUCAUGCCAAUUCCACUUGCCGUGAUGUGUGGACUGAGUACCAUGAUAUGGGUAUUGGAGGUGUCAAAGCUGUUGCAGAUUACAAAGUUUACACAGCUGGAUCUGUUUUGGAUCUUCUUCAUUUUGUUGCACCAAAGUUGAUGAAGCGUGGUAGUGCUCAUUUUUCAUAUGGAAUUGCUGAUGAUCUGGAUGACAAAAAAUACGAACACUACAAAUAUUGGUCAAAUCCCCUGGAAACAAAAUUGCCCAAUGCACCAGGGAUGGAAAUCUUCUCAAUGUAUGGAGUUGGAAUCCCAACUGAAAGAGCCUAUGUAUACAAACUAAGUCCUGGUGGAGAUUGCUAUAUUCCUUUCCAGAUAGAUACUUCGGCUGAGGGUGGAAGUGAAAGUCCUUGCUUGAAAGGCGGUGUCUUUCAUAUAGAUGGAGAUGAGACUGUACCUAUUCUAAGUGCAGGUUACAUGUGUGUGAAAGGGUGGAGAGGAAAGACCCGAUUUAAUCCAUCAGGCAUCCGUACAUUUAUAAGAGAGUACAAUCACGCCCCUCCAGCUAAUCUUUUAGAGGGAAGGGGAACGCAAAGUGGUGCACACGUUGAUAUAAUGGGAAAUUUUGCACUUAUUGAAGAUAUCAUUAGAGUAGCUGCUGGGGCUACUGGAGAAGACCUGGGAGGAGAUCAAUUAUACUCGGGUAUUUUCAAGUGGUCUGAAAGGAUUAAACUGAAGCUUUAGAUUUCAAAUGAAUUUCAUGGGUGCAAUCAAUUGGUUUGAGGAACUGGUGGUGCUCUACUAUACGUCUUGCUUCUCGUCUCCUGGCUGAAACAUCUGCUGUAUACUUGAAACAAUAAUACUCUGGGAAACCUGAAGCUGCAAAUGUCGCAGGAAGCAUGGAUGUAUAGGUAAAUUUUGGACAUAACAUUGAUUUUUUGCCUGUAAUUAUAUGAUCCUUGAUAGCAUAGUGUAGUCUGUAGACCUAAUAUUGGAGCACAAGUACUGCAUUUAUAUGUUCAAUUAUUACACAGCACACAAGGAGGGACAAGUGUAUUUCUAUCGUGGGUUAUUUGAAAUUUAUAAGUAAAUAUUUACUCAUAGGUUUUGUUU